CCAGGCACCACUCUACUAAAUGUUCGUCCUGUCACGUUGCUUCUACUACUCACUGCCCGCCCGCGACGCCGCCAUGCAUCCGCCGCCUUCCCCGGCCGUUUCCUUUGUCUUGCCUCUCCCACACUCUGCUUGUCCUUGACCUUUUCUGUACCGCCUGCGUUGCUUUGACUUGCGAGAGCUGCUAUUGAGACCGUUCAGUGUUCGAUCCAGACAUCCUCCGAGCCAUGUCGAAACUCUUCAUUGGAGGCCUUGCCUGGCAUACCGACGACCAGACGUUGCGCCAAAAGUUUGAAGAGUUUGGCCCCGUCGAAGAGGCUGUUGUCGUCAAGGACCGCGAUACUGGCCGCAGUCGAGGCUUUGGCUUUGUCCGCUACUCACAGGAGACGGAGGCUGAUGCUGCCAUGCAAGCCAUGAACAACGAAGAAUUUGAUGGACGUAGAAUCCGCGUCGACAAGGCCUCGGACCGCGCUGGUGGCGGCGCUCCCCGAGGCGGUGGUUAUGGUGGUGGUGGUGGCGGCGGAUACCGUGGAGGAUACGGUGGAGGACAAGGAGGCUACGGCGGGGGUGGUCGCGGCUACGGCGGCGGCGGCGGCGGCUGGGGUCCUUCGCAAGGCGGCGGCGGCGGCGGUUAUCAAGCUCGCGGCGGCUACGGAGGCGGCCAGGGAGGCUACGGCGGUCAAGAAGGGGGCCAGGCCCAGCAGCAAUGGUAGACGCGUCGUGGGCCGGUUUUAUGCUUUGAUUGCGGCAUGUGCUACAGCCUUACGACUAGUAGUAGAGUAGUAGCAGCAGCAGCAGCAGCAGCAGCAGUAGCAGCUGAGAGCAGCCAGGGCUCGUGGGGGGUUGGGCCUGUGUUUCUGCGAAAAAGGGUCCUUUCGGGCGUUUCCGUCUCCGGGGGUGUCUUUUCUCCUAUGUUUUUGUUCAUGGCAACAAGGGUGGUUGGUACUGACGGAUGAGAUACCCAUUGAACCAGAAGGUGCUGCUGCUCCGUCCUUGUCUUAUAUACCAAGGCUCUGGGCCUUUUUCUGUUACCACAAGUCUUCUGUUUUGCUUUGGCCAUGAUGGUUGUGGAAGCGCUUCGCCAUAUCCAACGGCUCUACAUGUACGGGAUGCAGACGGCAGGCAGACGGCAGACGGCAGACGGCCAAGGGCAAAGGGCAAAGG
This is a messenger RNA of Exserohilum turcica Et28A, 1161 nucleotides long. RefSeq lists its product as uncharacterized. The coding region runs from base 225 to 710 and encodes 161 amino acids. The record is from RefSeq and is a predicted model, not a curated record. The transcript has 6 exons. Lineage: Eukaryota; Fungi; Ascomycota; Dothideomycetes; Pleosporales; Pleosporaceae. Gene Ontology annotation, molecular function: RNA binding.